AUGAUCCAGCACGACGGAGAGACCCAUCAUCCACUGGGUGCUGGAUCUUAUUACUUCAAGGAGCACCUGAUCAAAUAUCUGAAUGAUCAAUGCUCUCGAUCCUCGAUCGCUCUCCAUGUUGGAUCUCAGCCAAACUGUAGUCCACAUAUUGGCAACAUUACCACAUUUACUGUGGCGUUCGCCCUUGCUGCUGCACUGCGGAAGGAAUUUCGGCGCGAAGUCAGGGUAAAAUUCGUAUACGUCGACAACGCUCCAUCUCCUGGGCAGGAGGCCAAUAUUAAUGGAGUCAUAUAUCAAAGGAGUCUUAAGCACAUGGGUGAUUUGGAAGACAACCAAACAGCCUUCGUGAAAGUACUAGACCAGCUCUCGAAGAUUUCUGGCAUAGCGUACGAUGUUGGGACCCAAAAUCUCUGGCUCUCACAUCCUGCAUUCCCUGGUGUACUCCGCACCAUCGUGGCCCAGCGUGAAGUCCUUGGGCCGCAUAUGUCCCCAGAUAGAGGGAAACUAGCUAUUCGAGCGUCCUGCCCACACGACGGAUGCGGACUAACGGACAAACACGGGGUAAAUAAUCAAUACCUCCAUGACGGCCGAAUCACAUUCGUCUGCCCGAACCAUGGAGAACAUCAUGUUAGCCUAUCAUCCGCUUCGGAUCUAAAAAGACUCGAGUUCAACACGCCACUACGCAAUCUGAUACGGAUCCUGAUCUGCAGCCAAGACCCGGACAAGUCGUGGAUCAUGUGUACUGGAUCUGACUACGCAGGCUUCUACCAAGAACAAUUUACAUGGCGACUCCUCGAGUGUCCCGCAAAGGCUCCGAUUAUCUUCUAUUCUCCUCUGAUCGUCGACUGGUCCGGAGGUACAUGCUGGAUGCGGACACAUUUAUGA
Messenger RNA from Histoplasma mississippiense, 885 nucleotides. RefSeq lists its product with no specific name. Bases 1 to 885 code for a protein of 294 amino acids. The record is from RefSeq and is a predicted model, not a curated record. The transcript is spliced from 2 exons. NCBI's taxonomy places the organism in Eukaryota, Fungi, Ascomycota, Eurotiomycetes, Onygenales, Ajellomycetaceae.